Messenger RNA from Bemisia tabaci, 4770 nucleotides. Its product is annotated as fatty acyl-CoA hydrolase precursor, medium chain. The record is from RefSeq and is a predicted model, not a curated record. NCBI's taxonomy places the organism in Eukaryota, Metazoa, Arthropoda, Insecta, Hemiptera, Aleyrodidae.
CUUUGUCUGGAGAAACCACCCAUUUCAACCAAUAGGAUCGCUCCAUACUCCCUAUGUCUUCUUUGUCCGUAGCUUUGUCUAUCAAUUUCAAUUAUCAGUCCGCAGGAGCCGCAAUACCAAGCGAAAAGUCAUUCAUCCUAUAAAACCCGGGAUCCGGCAGUGAUAAAGCGAACUGAUUCAGUGAUAAGGGUUGCGUGCGUGCGUCGGGGGUGAUGCGGGGGGCGGGGGGUGGGAGCGUUGGCGAUGGGCGAUGGCGCGGCUGAGGGGAGCGGAAUGCGCCGCCGCAAGGGUGUGAGGGCGCAGCGCGGGCGAGGAGCGGCCAGUCUGGUGCUAUGCGCUGGUGGCUCCUGCUGGUGUGGCUGGGCUGGUGCUUCGCGGCUCGACCCCCGCCAACGGUGACGAUUCCCGGCCAAGGCGCCGUCUUCGGCAAAGAGAUCACCGUCUCGCGGUCCCAGAGGGCCAUCGCCUACCUCGGCAUCCCGUACGCCGAGCCCCCGCUCAAGGAGCGACGCUUCCUCCCGCCCAGGAGCGACCCCCCGCCGGCGUGGAAGGGACUCCGUGAUGCUACGUUCUUCCGCAACGCGUGCAUGCAGAGCGAGGACGCCCUCCGCAGGCAUGACCGCCUCGUCACCAAGCUCCUGCCGGACGAGAAGAUCGUCUUCCACGAGGAUUGCCUCUACCUUAACAUCUUCUUGCCCGAAGGAAAAGUCACGGAUCCAUGGCCUGUAAUUGUAUGGCUACACCCAGGUGACUUCAGAGUCGGCGCAGCUAACUUUUGGGAUGGUUCCGCUCUCGCAGUGAAGCAGAAGGUGAUCGUUGUGACGCUCGGUUUUCGACUGGGGAUCUUCGGGUUCCUAACGACUCUGGAUAACGAAAUUCCAGGGAACAACGGCCUGCUGGAUCAGGUAGCGGCCCUGGAUUGGGUCCAGAGGAACAUCCAGCUCUUCGGGGGCGCGCCCUCCAAAGUCCUGCUGGCGGGCCAUGGAGCCGGCGGCAUCAGCGUUGGACUGCACCUUGUGUCACCGCUUUCCGCAGGGAAGUUCUCGCAUGCCAUCGCAAUGUCUGGCAGCGCCCUUGCUCCGCACGCUCUGCAGAGGAAAAAGGUCCAGGCCAACCUCAUCGACAGCCUCGCUGUCGAGCUCGGAUGCCACCGCACGCCCACCUCAGAUCUCCGUAGUUGCCUGCAACAAAUUGACACAAGAUUCCUGAUGGAAAAGGUAGACAACGUGGACGCCUGGGGUCCGAUCCUGGACCAGCCUUUCGUGAAUGAGUCGGGACGAUUCUUCCUGGCUGAGCUUCCAGUUGACUCCUUCCAAAGCGGGCGCUUUGCUAAGGUGCCCUUUCUGACCGGCUACGUUAAAAUGGAGGACGCUUGGGAGUUCUUCGACUCGACCGAGAACCGCAUUACCCAGGAGCAGUAUGAAGCUAAUAUAAUGAAGUUCGCCCAGGAAACGGAGAUCGAACUCAUGGAGGAGGAAGAAGAAAAAAUGGAUGAGGACUACUCCGGCAAUUGCACUGUCAACACGCAGCUCCUUGUCGACUCCAUCUCCUUCUACUAUUCCCCCCACCCACCUAUCGUCGACGACACCGUCCGCCUCCAACAGUACCUUACGCUAAGUGCCGAGAGAAAAUAUGGAGCAGGAGCUUUUCGGCAGGCCUAUUUCAUGUGCCCUCAUGGUCCCACUUAUGUUUACAGGUUUGACUACAAGCUAAAAACAAACGGGAUAAUGGACCUGCCGGACUGGCUGGAGGUGCCGCACAUGUUCGAGCUUAUAUUCGUCUGGGGCAUGCCGUACUGGUCGUCACUACCCUCGGCGACCGUCUGGAACGCAGCCGACAAGCGGACGGCCGACGUGAUCAUGGCCAUGUGGACCAGUUUCCUCCGCACCUCGAACCCCAUCCAAAGCUCGCUAAACAUCAAGUGGGACAAGUUCACCGCCGAGAACCCGGCAGUCAUCCUCCUGGAUCGAAACUUCGACAUGAACGACGGCAGCCUCCUCAACUACAAAUCCUUCGAAUUCUGGAACGAGUACUAUCCCCGCGUCACCGAGGCUGCCAAGAUCUGCUGCAACUUGACCGCCACAGCUGCGAGGACACGCUACGAUUUCCUUGCCACCGUCAUUGUGGUUGGAGCCAAUUUGAGGUUUUUCCACUGACCGGGUAAGAUUUUUAGUCAGAAAUAACCUACCACAUGACGGGUAAUAUUGUAAUAGACCCGGGAUGGUAAAAUGGGUGCAAGAUCCCUAACCCUGAGCUUGUCUGACUCGGGGGCGCAGCGAAGCUCUAAUCAGGGGGAAAUAAUCAACAGCACGUCUCCGAUAGGGAUCACACUUUUAUUCCCUCUCCGAGAACUAACAAAAUACAGAUAUGCACACGAACCUUAUGACUACGGAAAUGCGCAUCACACAACAACUAAGCUGGCCUAUCUCCGAGUGCUUAGGGCAUCGGACCUCGGCGAAUGCCUAUACUCCACAACGCGUAGCCGACUGCCCAGAGUCAAAGCUGAAGCCGGCCGAACUUAGCUCCGGCCUUGAAAAGCCGGCCAUGAGGCAUCACUCGCCGCAAUCCAAAACACAAAACACUCGGUACAAAGGACACAAACAAUUUCCCCGGAAAUUGCGUGUGAUCCAUUUCAAUAUCGUAAUAGGUAGACCAGGGGAUAAAAAGGUUGAAUGGUCCCCUGGUCUCCCGAACUGCCUUGCUUGGGGGGGCGCAGCGUAGCUCGAUGGUAAAAGGUAUGAAAGGGAACGCCACGAGACGUAUAUUAUAUCCAGAACUCUUUACUACUCUACAACAACUCUACCACAAACUUUAUACUGGCAGCCCAAAUUCCUUACCACUAUAAAACGCUUAAAAAACACAACAUACUGAGACCUAAGGGCACUGGACCUCGGUGAUGCUCAGUUGCCAAACACGUAGCCAACUGCCCAGAGCCAGAGCUUCAGCCUGCCGAGCUUAACUCCAGCCCUGAAAACCUGGCUAUGAGACGGCACGCUCGCCUAAACUUCAGUCCGGAAAAACGCGGCCGCUGACGCAUAAACAAUGCCAAGACCGCAUCGAACGCUCACUCCAAAGGACACACGAUUUUUCGGAAAUUGUCCCGUCCUAUUGCAUGAUCUGUCCUUUGGAAAACAAAAAAAAAAGAAGAAAAAAACAUGAACCUCUGGGUCUCAGCGAAAACAGUCGUGGGAAUCCACCCCCCUUUUUCUCAGCUAAAAUUCAAAGCACAAAUCAAAAAAAAAAAAAAAAUGACAAGACGACCCUUUAGAACUUUACAAAUUGACCUAACCCCAUUUGGUUAACUUGUUGAAUUGGGGAGAUUUUUAAAUAAAUAAAUCUUUAGAUACAAUAAAAUGAUCUAACUCAAAUUAAAUUAUCCAAAUAGCGUUGGUGUGGAACUCGUGUUUUUGUCUACUAAGAGGUUUAGUCAUAAUAUCAGCAAUCAUUUUUCCGGUUUCCACAUGUUUUAUAACAAAUCUUUUUUCUUUGAGUUUUUGUCUUAUGAGAUGAUGACGUAUGUCAAUAUGUUUAGUGCGCUUGUGGAACACCGGAUUCUCUGCUAGGUCUUUGGCUCCACGGUUAUCAGUAAAAAGCGUUACAUCUAGUUUCGUCAAUAAAAUUAUAUCAAUCUGUUUUUCAUCAAAGAUCUCGGCAUAAAGAUUUUUCAAGUAACAACCUUCUUUCGCUGCUUCGCUUAACGCAUAGUAUUCGCAGUAAACCUCGCAAUCCAAGCCCCUGGUGGUAAAAAAUCUGCGCCGCUUACAAAUUACACCACACAAUUAUUGUCAUUCCGGUUCUCUAUUUUCUCUUCUCUCGGUCAUCCCGUCGAAGACAGUGUCCCGAGCGACCGCCUCCUUUAUCGUCCGAGUGUAGUUGCCUGUCUUCCAGUCUUGGUAUCUCUCCGUCAUCUCCGCCAUCGUUGCUAAAAACCGCGAUAAGGAGAUCCCGGUAAGCGCCUUCAAACUCAUGCGAUACUAUGCCGGUUGCAUCCAAGCUCCGUCCUCGCGGUGGAAAGAGCAGCAUGUCACUGCACAGGCUCCACUGCCGCGAUAGUACGUCUAUAUAUGCGUAUAUACAGGGCAUAUGCGUAUAUGUAUCUGUACAUAAAUACUUUGAAGCCUUUUGAUUCGGUGAGAAAAAAAAAUUGGUAUUGGAGGAGAUAAAAUUAUGGACCUUCUGGUCAAAGUAGGAAAAAAUAGAGAGGAUUAAAUGUGAUAAAUUUAUUCAACUUUGAUCUGAAAAACAAAACAAAAAAAAAAAACAAAAAAAAUCGUCAAUAGUGCACCCCUGCCCGGAGGGCCGGCCCCGGCUCCAAUCUGAAUCCCUUCUUUUUGCAGAUCCAGUACACUCGUACGGCCGAACUGACCACUUUGCAGGCCAACUUCAGGUGUCCCCAGGCUUGCCGCAGGCUGUAAGCUGGCAGGUACCACUCCAAAUCCCAAUCCACAAUGAUUUUUUGGGACGGCCCCAUUUGUGAUGUUGUGAGCCCGAGGUAAUUUUCGGACGAAUAAUUUCUCGACUGAUUGAUGCAAAUUUUUGUAACUUUUACCUUUUGAGAUUCUUCCACUAGCAACUUUUCUGAGGCUUGUGUCCUGAGGAUUUUGACUCUUUCCUCUCGCAUUGAGUGAAUGAAUUGGUGCUUGCAGAUUCAACCCAUCCUUUGACUCCUCAGGGCUGUUCAACAUAUGAGUCCCGUUUCUAAUACCUGGACAGGCACUCACUACUGAUGUAGGCGCAUUGUCCUUAAAAAACUCACUUUGAAUGCAAAAA